Molecule: messenger RNA, 1974 nt
Organism: Hyaloperonospora brassicae
Lineage: Eukaryota; Oomycota; Peronosporomycetes; Peronosporales; Peronosporaceae
Source: the annotation of a GenBank genome assembly
AUGGGCAAAGCCAAGAAGCUCCGGACGAUCAGUCACAAGAAACGGGUGCCGCCCACGGGCGGUCCGUCGAUUGAAGAGCUGAAUGCGCUGGAGACGAUGGACGUCAAUGCCGUCGCCGCCGAUGAAGCGCAGCUGUUCAAAGGGCUCGUGGACGUCCAGGGCGCGGUGCGCGAAGCCACUUGCGUUGCGCUCGCGACACUGUUUGGCGACAUGGGGAGCGACGAGACGGAGGCCAAGAGCCGGUGCAAACUGCAGCGGAUGGUGGACGCCGGUCUGCUGACGAAACUCAUCCCGCGGGUCGUAGAUCCGCUGCCAAUGGUCCGCCAGCACGCGCUCGGCGCGCUGCGCAACAUGAGUGUGACGGGCGGCUUGGAGCUCUGCGAGGACAUGACGAGGCAGAACGUGGUCACGCCGCUGGUCAAAGUCAUUACGGAGAACGCAACGGAGACGGCGCUUUGCAGCAAUGGCGAUUUGCGCGCUGUGCAGGUGCUGGAACAAGCAGUGGCGUUACUUGGCAACUUGUGUGAGAGCUGCCAGGCGGCGAUCAACGAGCUGACACAAGGUGAGCUGCUGCCACCGAUCUUCCGGAUUGCUGCAAUGGCGCGCGCACACCCGAUGCUGCAUCUAGAGACGCUGAAGCUGCUGUUGCUCAUUACGGAGAGCAACGUACCGCUGAAUGAGGUGAUCCGAGGCAAUGCAACGUACCAGCAGACGAUCUGCGACCUCAUGCAGGCGCCCGCUGAUCAGUUGUCGCUGCAAUGUCGUCUCGAAGCUGUGGGUAUUGCCGUCAACUUGCAGUCGACGAUGCAGGUGGAAGACAAUGCAGCUCGAGUUGUGCCGGUGCUAGAAGCGGCGCUCGCAUACGAUGCAGUGAACGUCGUGCAGAUGGCACAGCAGGUGUCAGAGAACUAUGAGCUAUCGCAGAAAUCCGUGCUGGACGAUGGGAAUGUAGAUGACGAUACGUUGACGUCGGAGGAGAAGCAGACGAUUACGACUGCCCAGCUGAAGGUUCGCGCGUGGCGCGACAGUGUGCAUACGCUUACAUUGGCACUAGAACUGGUGGCUCAAGUGGCUACGUCUGGAGACGACGUCGACGACGAAGAGGAGUGGGCCAGCGAUGACGAAGAUGCCAUGGAGGAGUAUGCGGCAUCUCACAUGGACACGGACGCCACGGCCGGUGCAACAAGCACUCCCUUGUCCAAGUUGCUCGAAACGAGUCGCGUGCUUCCGCUUUGCAUGAACAUCUUGCAGGGACUUGUGUCGAUCCCGCAGCUUUCUGCAAGGGCAAUCGGCAAGGAUUUCGAGACAAUGCGUAUUCGUGUGUGUAACGCUGUGAACAACCUGCUGCUGAGCGUGUCGUGGGAGGUGCUCAGUGACGAGAUGGUGGCCCAGAUCUUCAGUAACCUGUGUGCUUUGUACGGAAACCUCAAGCGCGAAGUUGAGGCCGUUUGCACUGCGUCCACCUCCUUCUCGCUCGAGAGCAGCGCGACAAACGACCUUGAGGUUGCAGUGACUACAGCAAUGCUGUCGAUGCUGCGUCGUAGCGGACCUGAAAACCGUCAGCUAGCUGUCACUGCAGAAGAUGCUGAGCUGAUCUUGACGUGCGCUGCUCAGGGACGCUCAGCCGAGUCUCGAGUCAACGCAAUUGGUAUGGUCGGCUGUGUGGGUAAGCGCUGCUCUAGUGCGGCUGAGAAGGAGGCUGUUGGACGCGCUCUGGUAGCGCGACUCGAUGACUCGAGUCUCGAGGUCGUGGCCGAGACCUUGAACGCCAUCUUUGACGUGUACGACGACAAGGACUUUGACGACACGUUCCGAGCGCUUGGAUUCCUCAGUGCACUGGAGCGCACGUCUAGUGCCAUGAAGACGAAGCUGAAAGCAGAGCAAAAGCAGUUAGAUCGCGCUCUUGUCGCGCACGUCAAAGAGACCCGUCUCAACCUCUUACGCUUCAUCAAGUACAAGAAGAAGCACUUGUAA